AUGUCCAAGACAAAAACGAAGCGCGCGCGCCGGGAAUUGAAGCGCGAGGGUGAGAGAAAAAUAGCAGCGCACCACCGCAAGGCAGCAGCAAAAGCCGCAGAAACAAAACAAGCCGCGACAAAACCACCCGCAAAGAAGAAGCAAAAGAUGAACUCGACCGGCGCGAAAGACGCACCACCAGCGACCAAGCCCGCUCACGUCCAACCCUCGCAACGGAAACACGCCAUACCCUUUGGCGAAUACGACCACAUCCUCCUCGUCGGCGAGGGCGACUUCAGCUUCACGCGCUCCCUCGCCAUCGAGCACGGCUGCGCAAACGUCACAGCCACCAGCUACGACUCGCGCGAAGACGUCUCAGCCAAAUACCCAACCUUUAUCCCCAUCUCCACCGAGCUCUCCUCCCUCACACCCCCUGUCCCGCUCUUCCACUCCAUCGACGCCACAAAACUCUCAACCUACAAGCAUCUCCGCUGCAAGCGCGACGAUGGCGACGAUGACGAGGAAGGCUGGGACACCAUUGCCUUCAUGUUCCCCCACACGGGAGGUCUCAGUACAGAUGUGAAUCGCCAAGUCCGCGCGAACCAAGCGCUGCUUGUUGAAUUCUUCAAGUCGUGUAUUGAUACCAAAGAUGCGAAGCGCAGGUUGCAUAUUCUACAGACUCAGAAGAGGGAGAAGGAGGAGAGUAGGAAGAGGAAGAGGGAUCAUCAAUCUCAGGGUGAUUCUCAACAACAGGAACAGAAGAACAAGCAGAAUGUUAAACCAUUUCUUCGUAUGGGCGGGAAGAUAAUAGUUACUCUUUUUGAGGGUGAACCGUACACUUUGUGGAAUAUCCGUGACCUAGCACGGCAUGUUGGGCUAAGGGUAGUUGAGAGCUGGAAGUUCGACUGGGAGCAGUAUCCGGGGUACCAUCACGUUCGCACGCUGGGGGCGCUGGAGGGAGGUGGUGGGUGGAAAGGGGAAGAUCGCGAGGCGAGGAUGUAUGUGUUUGAGAAGAUUCCGCUUGUGGCUGAUAGCGAUGAGGAGAAGGAGAUGGAGAGGCUGGCUAAGGUGGCGAGGGGGGGAAGGUUACCGAGUCAGAAGGAGGCGAUGAAGGCGGCUUUGCAGGGGGAGGAGAAAGAAGAUGACGUUGAAGAGGAGGAAGCUGAGGAAGACGAUGAUUGA
Messenger RNA from Bipolaris victoriae FI3, 1161 nucleotides. RefSeq lists its product as hypothetical. Gene Ontology annotation, molecular function: rRNA (uridine-N3-)-methyltransferase activity. NCBI's taxonomy places the organism in Eukaryota, Fungi, Ascomycota, Dothideomycetes, Pleosporales, Pleosporaceae. The transcript has a single exon. Gene Ontology annotation, cellular component: cytoplasm. The record is from RefSeq and is a predicted model, not a curated record. Bases 1 to 1161 code for a protein of 386 amino acids. Gene Ontology annotation, biological process: rRNA base methylation.